Molecule: messenger RNA, 944 nt
Organism: Oncorhynchus gorbuscha (pink salmon)
Lineage: Eukaryota; Metazoa; Chordata; Actinopteri; Salmoniformes; Salmonidae
Exons: 2
Coding region: 32-844 (270 amino acids)
Source: RefSeq, a predicted model, not a curated record
AGCCUGUGUUGAUGGGUAGGAAGGAAGCCUGAUGGAACAGCCUGUGUUGAUGGGUAGAGGAAGCCUGAUGGAACAGCCUGUGUUGAUGGGUAUAGGAAGCCUGAUGGAACAGCCUGUGUUGAUGGGUAUAGGAAGCCUGAUGGAACAGCCUGUGUUGAUGGGUAUAGGAAGCCUGAUGGAACAGCCUGUGUUGAUGGGUAUAGGAAGCAUGAUGGAACAGCCUGUGUUGAUGGGUAUAGGAAGCCUGAUGGAACAGCCUGUGUUGAUGGGUAGAGGAAGCCUGAUGGAACAGCCUGUGUUGAUGGGUAGAGGAAGCCUGAUGGAACAGCCUGUGUUGAUGGGUAGAGGAAGCCUGAUGGAACAGCCUGUGUUGAUGGGUAGAGGAAGCCUGAUGGAACAGCCUGUGUUGAUGGGUAGAGGAAGCCUGAUGGAACACCCUGUGUUGAUGGGUAGAGGAAGCCUGAUGGAACAGCCUGUGUUGAUGGGUAGAGGAAGCCUGAUGGAACACCCUGUGUUGAUGGGUAGAGGAAGAAUGAUGGAACACCCUGUGUUGAUGGGUAGAGGAAGCCUGAUGGAACAGCCUGUGUUGAUGGGUAGAGGAAGAAUGAUGGAACAGCCUGUGUUGAUGGGUAGAGGAAGCCUGAUGGAACAGCCUGUGUUGAUGGGUAGAGGAAGCCUGAUGGAACAGCCUGUGUUGAUGGGUAGAGGAAGAAUGAUGGAACAGCCUGUUGAGUGGUGCAAUCUUGCCUCCGGCUGCGUCCCAAAUGAGACCCUACCCCCUCCCUACAUAAUGCACUUAUAUGAGCCCUGGUCAAAAGUAUUAGUAUUCCAUUUGGGGACGUAGUCUUAGACCCCUAUUCACACUGCCGAGGCAGUAGAGUAAUGUCCAAUACAUGCAGUGGUUUCUAUGUCCAUGUUUCUGUUUAAUAAAUCAACUGAAAAUA